UGAUUGUUUACAAAUAAAAACCUCGAAAGCGAAGACGCCGAAAAAUCCCUCAAAACCAAGAAUAAUAGAAUUAGGAAGAAUUGUAAGAUUUGAAAAGAAGGAGAGACACAGAGCCAGUAAAGAUAGACAGUGAUACAGGCCAAAACCCUGUACAAGAAGGAAAAAGAAGAGAUAUCGAAAGCGAAAACGCCGAAUUUUUUAACGCAAAUUCCAUCAUCCUUUUCUAGAAAAAAAUACAAAUUUCGGAACCUAAGAACAAACAAUUUAUGACAUAACAAUAGAGAACAAAAUUAAGAAGAAUUUGCAGAGACUUUAGACCGAAGUGUAGCGUGAAACUUCAUACAAGGAGAAAGAGAACAAAGAAGGAAUUCCACUAUGGAUCUCCUGGAUUCUAUCAUGAGCAAGAUGGACAAACCUCCAAGUAUCAAUGAUAAACAGAAGAAGAUGAUGAAAGAGCAACAGAAAGCAGCAGAAGAGGCAAAAAACAAAGAGAGAGAGAGACUGAAUCAGUUCAGGAAACACAUUGAAGAGCGAAUAAACAGAUUUAUCCAAAAUGUCACACUAAUGAAAAAGAAGUUUGAGCCCAUGGACAGGGUAGCCAGGAGUAUUGUCCGAGAUGUUGCAGACGUUGCUGGCCUCACAACAUAUGCUUUUGGGGUAGAGGAUGUUGACCGCCACGUCAUGGUGUUUAAGAAAGAAUAUGCACUGACUGAAGAUGAAUUGGAAGCCUACAAGAAUGGUGAAGAGUGGGAUCCAGAGAAAGCAAAGGAGGCUGCUAUAUUUAAAGAGCAGCAACGCAAGGAAGACGAAGUCAGAGCAAAGCAGCUGAAAAAAGACCCCUGCUCGAGCAAGUUCACGGAGAAGUAUGAACGUCUGGUUGGCAAGGAGACAGGGAAGGAUUCUGCAAGAAUUUUGGAAGUCAAUAAACAAUUUGGUUUUGUGCGAAGUGAGUUGAAGAAAGACAAAAGGACAAUUGAAGAAGCCCUUGCAGACAUCCAUGCCAAAAAGCAGAAACGAGAACAUGGAGAUGAAGAACCACAUCAGGGGCAUAGUGAGGAGGAGAGCAAUGACCCGUAACGAUGUUAUUUCUUAGUUGUGUUGUGUCACCCUCUGUUUUUCACCCAUGGGGUUGUUUCAGAUGUACAUUUCACCAUUUGACAUUUUUUUCUGAUUCACUAUCAAAUAAAUUCUUUGCUUGGAGUAAGUUAGAAAUUUAAAAUCAUAUUUAUACACCAUACCCUUCUGUAGGUUUGAUAUUUUACAAUGAUUUUGUGGAUAGUUACCAUUUUGUCUCACUUUACAGUUUGAAGUUUUAGGAAGUAAUUGAAUGCUUGCAGGUUACCAAUUUCUCUUAAUGAUUUUUCCUUCUCUGAGUCUACAAAAUACUUUUCAAAAUGAUAAUAAUAAUGAUAACGGGUAAUGUAGAUUUUAUUAGAAAUGAUGAUACUCAAGAGCAUCCACGUUGCAUGGUUUCAGUAUCUCACUCAUAUGACAUUAUCAUUAACGCUAAGUUGUCUAACUCACUGUGCACCAUUCAACAUCAUUUAGAAAUCCAAUUGAUGAAGAUAGAUAUAUUUAUUUACCUCACAGUUCAAACAAAAAAGGUUGUAGUAGGCAUUGUAAUAUUGUGCAGUCAUUGGCAUAUUACUAAUUAUAUUGGAGAAUAAGAACUACCUUACCUUUCUGAAUGUUCUGGUCUUUGAUUGAUUUCACAAAUAUAAAGGAUUAAGUCUUAUCAUCAGUACUAUAGUAACAAAAAAUGGUUUGGCCAUUACUGGCGUGAAAUGAAGGAUUUUUUGUGUGGCAUUUUUAUGAACUGAUCUUGUGAAAGGUUAUGUUACAGAUAGUGUAGUUGGAUUGUUGAUUUUACUCUUCAAUAUACAAGGAGUACUGUUCACUUAUGAAAAUAUGUAUUGAUCAUUGCCCUUCUUUCUAAAUUGUUAAAUAGAAGAAUAUUUUUCUUAGGAAGAACUAAAACAUAUGUUAAUCUGACAAAAAGAAGAAAAUAUAUAUAUUGUUGUAAUCAUUGGAAAACCAGUUGAUUUUAAAUAAAUAUGAAUUAUUCUUAUCCUUAUUAUUUCCAGUUUUUGUUUGUUGUUCAAGGUAUUUUCUUGUAUCAGUCGUGUUUUUUAUUGUCAAGGAUGCCCAACAAACCACUUUGAAUAACUUUGUCAUAGCUAUAAUGGCCGGAAAUUCUGUGCUGACAAUAAACAUGGCUUGAGAUAUU
Penaeus vannamei (Pacific white shrimp) is the source of this 2227-nucleotide messenger RNA. Its product is annotated as sperm-associated antigen 7. NCBI's taxonomy places the organism in Eukaryota, Metazoa, Arthropoda, Malacostraca, Decapoda, Penaeidae. The record is from RefSeq and is a predicted model, not a curated record. Gene Ontology annotation, molecular function: nucleic acid binding.